Messenger RNA from Aspergillus neoniger CBS 115656, 662 nucleotides. RefSeq lists its product as uncharacterized. The transcript is spliced from 3 exons. Bases 141 to 662 code for a protein of 173 amino acids. Lineage: Eukaryota; Fungi; Ascomycota; Eurotiomycetes; Eurotiales; Aspergillaceae. The record is from RefSeq and is a predicted model, not a curated record.
UGCUUCAACAUCGACCUCACGACUACCGACACCAGUUUUGCCUGGGCUCAAAACACAUUGCUAACCAGCUUAAAGGCAUCCUUACACAUUAUACCUACUUGUGUACACAUUCAGUAUUUCUCUAUCCCUACGCCCCCGCAAUGGGAACAACCUCCGUCCGCCGCAAUCUCUUCCACCACCAUAUCAGCAAACGCGCUGGCUCGACUGGCCCCGCAGGUUCAUCUGCACAGAGCAAAACCAGCAAUGGAACCUCUGUCCUAUCAUCGCAGCUGCUGCAAUCAAAUUCGUCUGAAGCACCUACAUCUUUGAGCGCCGGAUCCGUUGACAACGGGGAAAUCGUGGUUAAGGACAAGAACGGUAGCUACAAGCUUGAUGUCCCUGUACUACCCCCCUUGAUUGGUGAAGAUGGUGAGGAAAUGGAGGGUAUAGAAGGUGUGGGUGUCGGCGAUGGUUCCGGCGCAGCAGGGGGCAAUUUGAGCGCGCAGGAGAAAGAGAAGAUGGAGGCAAACCUUGUUGAGAUGAUGUAUCGGAAUCGAAACAGACAAAUGAGUAUCGAGCCUGCCGAAAUACUCAACCGUAUACACCAGAGCCUUCGCAAUAAGGUUGCCGCCUUAGAGGAAGAUAACUGGAUGUACGAGGCUGAAGUCAACUCGACGGCCUAA